Molecule: messenger RNA, 2883 nt
Organism: Suncus etruscus (white-toothed pygmy shrew)
Lineage: Eukaryota; Metazoa; Chordata; Mammalia; Eulipotyphla; Soricidae
Gene: NFATC2
Product: nuclear factor of activated T cells 2
Exons: 11
Coding region: 1-2724 (907 amino acids)
Biological process (GO): regulation of transcription by RNA polymerase II; cytokine production; calcineurin-NFAT signaling cascade
Cellular component (GO): transcription regulator complex
Molecular function (GO): DNA-binding transcription factor activity, RNA polymerase II-specific; RNA polymerase II cis-regulatory region sequence-specific DNA binding; transcription factor binding
Source: RefSeq, a predicted model, not a curated record
AUGGACGCCCCAGAGCAGCAGCCGGACCCCGAUGGUGGGGACGGCCUGGGCCGCGAGCCCGGGGGCAGCUCCCAGGACGAGCUGGACUUCUCCAUCCUCUUCGACUAUGAUUAUGACUAUUUACUCCAAGAAGAACCGAAUGCACAUAAGGUGGACAGCCCAUCCCCUGGACUCGCAUACCAGGAUGCUCUCCCGGACUAUGGCCCCAAGCCACACAGCUCCCUCUCGGAUCUCGUGGGGGAGCCCCAAUUCGGAGAGCCGGAUAGGGUGGGGUCCCAGACUUUUCUGAGCGCGGUCAAGCCUGCAGGCACUUUGAGCAUGAGCCCUCGCAUCGAGAUCACUCCGUCCCACGAACUCAAUCAGGCAGGGGGGUCCCUCGGAGGGAGAGACACCGGUCUGCUGGGGGGCCAGCUGCCCCCGGGCUUCACGCUGCCUGUGCCGGGCUUGGAGAGCUACCGCGAGCCACCUUGCUUGAGCCCCGCUAGCAGCGGCUCCUCUGCCAGCUUCAUUUCCGACUCCUUCUCCCCCUACACGUCGCCCUGCGUCUCGCCCAAUAACGGCGGGCCCGAUGACCUGUGUCCCCAGUUUCAAAACAUCCCUGCUCAUUAUUCCCCCAGAACCUCGCCAAUAAUGUCACCUCGAGCCAGCCUAGCUGAGGACAGCUGCCUGGGCCACCACUCGCCCGUGCCCCGUUCGGCCUCCCGUUCCUCGUCGCCUGGUGCCAAGCGGAGGCAUUCGUGCGCCGGGGCCCUGGCCGCCCCGCUGCCCGGAGCCUCGCCCCAGCGUUCCCGCAGCCCCUCGCCGCAGCCCCGAGACCCGGGCCCCUCUGCCGGCUACCCCACCACGGCGGGCUCCAGCGUGAUCAUGGACGCGCUCAGCAGCCUGGCCGCCGACUCCUGCGGGAUCCCCAACAAGAUGUGGAAGACCAGCUCGGAGCGGGCCCCAGGCCCCACCGGGCCUGCCAAGGCCGGCUUGCCCCAUCACCUCUACCCAGCCGUGGAGUUCCUGGGGCCCUGUGAGCAGCAGGAGGAGAGGAGGAAUUCAGCCCCCGAGUCCAUUGUGCUGGUGGCACCCACUUGGCCGAAGCAGCUGGCACCACCGUCCUUUUCCAUCUGCAGUGUCCCAGUGACUGCAUCUCUACCACCACUGGAGUGGCCUCUGUCCCAGCAGUCGGGGUCCUACGAGCUGCGCAUCGAAGUACAGCCCCGACCUCACCACCGGGCCCACUACGAGACUGAAGGCAGUCGGGGGGCUGUGAAGGCGCCCACAGGUGGCCACCCUGUGGUUCAGCUCCAUGGCUACAUGGAAAACAAGCCACUGGGGCUGCAGAUUUUUAUUGGGACGGCUGAUGAGCGGAUCCUGAAGCCACACGCCUUUUACCAAGUACACCGGAUCACAGGCAAAACUGUCACUACCACCAGCUAUGAGAAGAUUGUGGGCAACACCAAAGUCCUGGAGAUCCCUCUGGAGCCAAAAAACAACAUGCGGGCGACCAUUGACUGCGCAGGGAUCCUGAAGCUGCGGAAUGCUGACAUUGAGCUGCGGAAGGGGGAGACGGACAUCGGGAGGAAGAACACGCGGGUGCGGCUGGUCUUCCGGGUGCAUAUCCCUGAGGCCAGCGGGAGGGUCGUCUCCUUGCAGGCUGCCUCCAACCCAAUCGAGUGCUCCCAGCGAUCAGCCCACGAGCUGCCCAUGGUGGAGAGACAAGACAUCGACAGCUGUGUGGUGUACGGGGGCCAACAGAUGAUCCUCACCGGGCAGAACUUCACAGCCGAGUCCAAAGUUGUGUUCACCGAGAAGACCACAGAUGGGCAGCAGAUCUGGGAGGUGGAGGCCACGGUGGACAAAGACAAGAGCCAACCUAACAUGCUUUUUGUGGAGAUUCCUGAGUAUCGGAAUAAACACAUUCACACGGCAGUGAAGGUGAGCUUCUAUGUCAUCAAUGGGAAGAGAAAACGAAGCCAGCCCCAGCAUUUUACCUAUCAGCCAGUACCAGCCAUCAAGACGGAGCCCAGUGAUGAAUACGACCCCACCCUGAUUUGCGCCCCAGCACAUGGGGGCCUGGGGAGCCAGCCCUACUACCCCCAGCACCCCAUGGUGGCCGAGUCCCCAUCCUGCCUUGUGGCCACCAUGGCUCCCUGCCAGCAGUUCCGCUCGGGCCUCUCAUCUCCUGACGCCCGCUACCAGCAGCAAAACCCCGCGGCUGUCCUGUACCAGCGGAGCAAGAGCCUGAGCCCCAGCCUGCUGGGCUAUCAACAGCCGACCCUGAUGGCCGCGCCCCUAUCCCUCGGGGACCCUCACCGCUCUGUGCUGGUGCACACGGGCGCCCAGGGCCAGGGCUCAGGCCUGCUCCACUCCUCAACCCCAGCCCAGCAGGCCUCGCCUGUGAUUCACUACUCGCCCACCCACCAGCAGUUGCGCUGUGGCAGCCAAGAGUUCCAGCACAUCAUGUACUGCGAGAAUUUCGGCCCGGGUGCUGCCAGGCCCGGCCCACCACCCUCUGUUGCUCCAGGGCAGCGACUAAGCCCUGGCUCAUACCCCACGGUCAUUCAGCAGCAAAACGCGGGCAGCCCAAGAGCAGCCAAAAAUGGACCCCCGGUCAGUGACCAAAAGGAAGUAUUACCUGCAGGGGUGACCAUUAAGCAGGAGCAGAACUUGGACCAGACCUACCUGGAUGACGAGCUGAUAGAUACACACCUUAGCUGGAUACAAAACAUAUUAUGAAACAGAAUGACAGUGGUCUUUGAUCCGAGAAAUCAAAGUGAAAGUUAAUGAAAUUAUCAGGAAGGAGUUUUCAGGACCUCCCACCCGAAAUCAGACGUAGAAGCAGUUAUUAGCCAGACACCUGCUCCCGGACCUUGGCACCACGCACGACUCCCAAAU